GCAUCAUGUAUGUGGCUUUCCUGUAUCAGGUGUUUCAGAAACUUUUCAAGCCAGUUGUAAGAUGUUCAAGGACAAGAAUUAUUACUCAUAUUUCUAUGUCAUAUCACACAGUGGCUAGCACCAUUUUGAGAUUACCCUAUCACAUAGGGCAAUAUUUUGUAGAAUCACUCCUUUGUGUAACAACUUCAGUAUUUUUGUACUGUUGUUACUUUGCUGAAAUUUUUAUUCGAAAAAUAGCACUUGCUAUAAAACUGCUAUAAAAUACAGUGAACACAAUAUUGUGAAUUUUUAUAAAAAUAAAUUUUAAGAUAAUAUACAAAUGAUUUAUUUAAUGUUUUUGCAAUGCCCUAAGCACUUAUUUCAUGUAAUCUUAACAUGCCUUUAGAGAAGAUUGUUUUUCUCAUUUUAUAGGUUCAGUAUAGUAUACUGUAUUAUUUGAUGCCAGAGCCAACAAAAACUGCAGUACAGGUAGUUUCCAAAGUUAAUUAUACCACUUAUUUGCCUAGGUUUCUUUUGCGUCUCUUACUGAUUCUGUUGGCCAAUUUUCAACCCCUUUCCAACACACUUAGCUGGGUUCUCGUUCUACCUGGUCUCUGCAUGUGAGAAUAUGGAGGACUGAGAGACAGCUGAAUUGUUACCACUUAGAAAAGGCAUUGAAGAAAAAAAUUCCUGUCAGAGGUGGGAACAGAAUAUGAAGAAUUUAUAUAGGGAGGACUUGGGUCAGCUGUCUCCAGAGAGCAACUUUAAGAAAAGGACAAAGAUGUUUAGGGAUAGUCUUAUGGAGUUUUGCCAUGGGAUGUGUAAUGUCAGCACUCUUACCCAGCUUCCUGCAAAGGUCUCAAAGUGGCUUUAAUAUGGUAGUUUUCUUUCCUUUGCAUUUAUAAAAGCAAUUACAUCAGAAAAAACAUGAGUUCCAUUUUAGGUGAGUGUUACACCCUCAUGGUACCAGUGAAAUAUUUCACAAGAUCCUCCUGGCCAACUUUUUGCCCCAAACUGAGGCCCUGAUGAAGGGGAAGUUGACAGAGGAGACCUGGAAGGAGCUGCAGGCCGCAGGAAAGAGUCCAGAGGACUUAGAGAAGCUGUUGCCACACAAGGUCUUUGAAGGAAAUCGCCCAACAAACUCUAUUGUGUUCACCAAGCUCACGCCAUUCAUUCUGGGAGCCUUGAUUGCCAUGUACGAGCACAAGAUAUUCGUUCAGGGUGUCAUCUGGGACAUCAACAGCUUUGACCAGUGGGGGGUGGAGCUGGGAAAGCAGCUGGCCAAGAAAAUUGAGCCUGAACUUGAUGGCAGUAGCCCAGUCACCUCUCACGACUCUUCUACCAACGGGCUAAUCAACUUCAUCAAGCAGGAGCAUGAGGCCAGAAGCCAAUAAACUCAUGCCCGGCUGCAGUCCCUUUGUAACUGGUCCUUGUCUCUCCUCACCAGAGAUGCGCUGCACAGUCUUUCCCAGAGCACCCUCUGGUUGCGGGCUUGGAGCACAAGCCCUUUGGGGGAAGCCGGUCUGGAAUUGCCACCCUGCCCAUCCAUGUCCGUGUGCCCUCUGUUUUACGAUUGGCUGAAGUGUUCCAGUGCAGCUGAUUUUUCUGACUGUGUUCGCUUUGUUCGUGUACCAGAUAGAAAAAUAAAGAUGCCACAAAGGAAAAAAAAAAGUUAACUAAUUGUUAACUCAGUCCUUA
This is a messenger RNA of Canis lupus familiaris (dog), 1677 nucleotides long. RefSeq names its product glucose-6-phosphate isomerase-like. Gene Ontology annotation, cellular component: cytosol. Gene Ontology annotation, biological process: glycolytic process; gluconeogenesis; glucose 6-phosphate metabolic process. The record is from RefSeq and is a predicted model, not a curated record. Lineage: Eukaryota; Metazoa; Chordata; Mammalia; Carnivora; Canidae. Bases 1005 to 1373 code for a protein of 122 amino acids. Gene Ontology annotation, molecular function: monosaccharide binding; glucose-6-phosphate isomerase activity; carbohydrate derivative binding. The transcript has a single exon.